This is a messenger RNA of Phyllostomus hastatus (greater spear-nosed bat), 963 nucleotides long. Its product is annotated as melanoma-associated antigen B16-like. The transcript has a single exon. Bases 1 to 963 code for a protein of 320 amino acids. Gene Ontology annotation, biological process: negative regulation of transcription by RNA polymerase II. Gene Ontology annotation, cellular component: nucleus. The record is from RefSeq and is a predicted model, not a curated record. Lineage: Eukaryota; Metazoa; Chordata; Mammalia; Chiroptera; Phyllostomidae.
AUGUCUCAGCGUCAGGAGAUUCCACAUGAUUCACAGGAACAAUAUGCCCAUAGUGACACCCAGGACCUGUAUGCUACAUGGGUUUCUGAAGAAAUGGAGGAGAGCUCAUCCUCCUCUUCCUAUACUCUAGUGCCUGAUAGCCUGGAGGAGCCUCUGGCUGCUGGCACACCCAAUAGCCCACUAAGUCCUCAGAGUGCCUGUUCAACUUCCACUGUCUUCAGUUUCAAAUCAUCAAGUAAAUCAAAUGAGAGCUCUGGCAGUCAAGAAAAGGAGGAUAGUUCAGGUUCUUCAAAGUCCCUGUCGGAAACCGAGAGCUUGCCUGAAGACCCUUUAGAUGAGAAGGUGACUUUGCUGGUGCAGUUCCUGCUGCACAAGUAUCAAAUGUUUCAGCUGAUCACAAAGGCAGACAUGAUUGAUGUUGUUAUCAAAGAGUAUAGGGAUGACUUUCCUGAGAUCUUCAGGAGAGCCUAUGAGUACAUGGAGCUGGUCUUUGGCGUUGAUGUGAAGGAAGUAGACCUGACCAGCCACAGCUAUGCCCUUAUUAACAAGUUAGGCCUCACCUAUGAUCCAAGGCUGAGUAGUGAUGAGGGGGUGCCCAAGACCAGCCUCCUGAUAAUGGUCCUGGGUGUGAUCUUCAUGAAGGGCAAUAGUGCCACUGAAGAGGAUAUCUGGGAAGUGCUAAAUACAAUGAAUUUACAUCCUGGGACAAAUCACUUCGUUUUUGGGGAACCCAGGAAACUCAUCACCCAAGAUUUGGUGAAGGAAAAAUACCUGCAGUACUACCAGGUGCCCAACAGUGAUCCUCCAUGCUAUGAGUUCCUGUGGGGUCCAAGAGCCCAUGCUGAAGUCAGCAAGAUGAAAUUGCUGGAGUUUUUGGCCAAGGUCAAUGGAUCUGAUCCCAUUGACUUCCCAUCCCAGUAUGAGGAAGCUUUGAGAGAUGAAGAAGAGAGAGCCCAAGCUUGA